Messenger RNA from Rotaria socialis, 2262 nucleotides. NCBI's taxonomy places the organism in Eukaryota, Metazoa, Rotifera, Eurotatoria, Philodinida, Philodinidae. The record is from the annotation of a GenBank genome assembly.
AUGCUUGAUACAGGUGCAAAUCGAACCUUUAUUUCAAUUACUGCAUUACAUCCUUUAAAUAGUAAGCAAUUUGUUAAUAAAUCAUAUAAACGUGUAAUUUUAGCUGAUGGUUAUACUUCUCUUUCUAUUCUUGGUACAUGGGAAUUAUCUAUUUUUAUGGGUGAUAUGUUAACUUCUAUUGAAGCAUUUGUUGUUAAAGAAUUAUGUGCUGAUUGUAUAUUAGGUAUGGAUUUUAAUAAUAAAUACAAAUUAAUCAUUAACACGGAAGAACAGAUGGUAUCAAUAUGCAAUAAUCAUCACCGUACAACAUUAACAUUUGAUGUCAGUAAAGGAAAUAUUAAUUAUCCGACACGUUUAAUUAAUAAUAUUCGAAUUCCACCAAAACGAACAGUUUCAGUUCCUGUAUCUGUAGGAUUAUCUUCAGCAAAGGUAUUAUUUCGUCCAUCUUAUAAAUUACAACAACGAUCAUCUAUAUUAAUGUUAAAUUCUUCAUUAACCGUUCAACGUCAUACGUCAUCUAUUUUAGUACAUAACCCCACAAAUUACUCUUAUUCAUUACCAAAAGGUAUUAUAUUGGGAACAACUACUAUUCCAACAUUAUCUUUUAAAAGAAAUGAAACUAUUGAUCAACAGUUAGUGAACAAGAACAUUAUUAGUUUAUCUCAACAUAUUGGUGAUUAUGAACAACAAAAAAAAAUUAAAAUUAUCCUCAAUCAACAUGCAAAAUUAUUCGAUACUAGUAAACCUACAGUUGCAACUGGUGUGAAACCACAUGCAAUAAAGACUCUUGAUCAUCCUCCACCAACUUCUAAACCAUAUUAUACUACUCCAAAUAAACAAGAAGAAAAUGAUCAAUAUCGACAAGAUUAUCCAUCAUUUGAAAUACCAACUUCAUAUUACAACGUAGUCCAUGUGAACAAAUAUACGUCAAUAGAAGAAAUGCACAUGUUGAUCAAUCAUGUACAAGAAUGUACUCAAUUUACUAUUGAUACGGAGUCGGAAAAGUCAAAUGGUCAAUUGGCAUUAAUACAACUACAAACUAUUCCAUCUCGAUUACCAUCAUUAGUGAUAUUAAUUGAAUUGGCACAUUUACCAUCAAAUGAUUCACAUGUGUGCGUAAAAAUUAAAGAAUUUUUUGAAUUAAUUUUUAGAUCAAAUAAUGAACUGUAUUCUUGGGGUGAUAUGAUCAAAGAACUCGAUCCAAUUAAAAAUUCUGCAUUAUUUAAAUGGCCAACAUUAGCAUCAUUGCUUGAUAUUCAACCACAUUUUCCUGGUUGGUACGAGUGGGCACUGACUCAUAGCGAGUCAUGUUGCCCGAAGCAUCAUCUCGAUGAUGCUAAUAAUGUUAAUAUUAUGUCACAAAAUUAUUUAUCGUCGAUAUUUUAUUGUCCUCGACAAAGUCCGUAUCGUCCUAAUGAAUUAUGGUCUCUACAGAACGCGUUAAUUUAUGCUGCACACAUUUUCAUUGAUAAAUCAAGUACAGUUAAUAAUUGGGCUGGUGGAUUAACAACAAACAAUUCAACAUUAUCCUCAUUUCGAAGAAAAAAAAUGAUUAAAUAUGCAAUUUACGAUGUUCUUUCAACAACUUAUCUCAUUAGACCAAUCUCAGAAUAUUGGACAUUUCAAAAAUUGAAAAAUACAAAUAUUAUUGACUUAUUUACAUCAUUCAAAUCAUCACCAUUACCAUCACUUCCAACAAAUAAAUCAUCAAAAAACAAAUCAAUUAAAAAAAAUAUUAAUCCACAAAAAUUAUUUAAGAUACUUGAUGAUGACUUAGAAUUAAUAUCGGAUGAUGAUGAAAUUUAUCUUAAUCAACUUAUAGCACCAGUAACAAAUCAAAAACAUAUUUAUGAAGAAAUUUCAAAUGAUGAACAAGAAUUAAAUAUUACAGUACCAGUUAAUAAUGUUGAUUUGAUUGUUAAUGAAGCCAAUGAAAUUAUAAUUGAUAAUAAUGAACAAACUGAACCAGAUGAAAAUAUUGAACAACACCAUAUAUUAAGUCAUCAACGUCGAUCGAUAGAGUCAAGACAAAAAAAAAUCGAAAACGAAACAACACACGUCGAAUUUAAACAAAUGUUGAAACAAAAUGAUGUUCAAUAUAUCAAUGUAAAAGUGGUUAAUGGUUUACUACGUAUUGGUGUCAAGAACGAAAAGAUCAAACAAAAUUAUCAACAAAAAAUAUCUGAAAACAUGUUUGAUCGUCAAAAUUAUCAAACUUAUCGACAUCAUCGUCAUCAUCGUAAACGGCAACAACAACAUUAA